Molecule: messenger RNA, 3319 nt
Organism: Mastomys coucha (southern multimammate mouse)
Lineage: Eukaryota; Metazoa; Chordata; Mammalia; Rodentia; Muridae
Gene: Etfbkmt
Product: electron transfer flavoprotein subunit beta lysine methyltransferase
Exons: 6
Coding region: 463-996 (177 amino acids)
Biological process (GO): peptidyl-lysine trimethylation
Cellular component (GO): mitochondrial matrix
Molecular function (GO): protein-lysine N-methyltransferase activity
Source: RefSeq, a predicted model, not a curated record
CCCAGCUCGAAAGAGGGCGGAGCCGGUGCGUAGCCCUCAGGUCCCGGCGGCUGCGCGUUCCGCGUUUCAUUGGUUCCAAGUUUCGCCGCCUACACGUUCCCACUUCCCUGUGUAUUUUCAGCCGCGGCUCCAGGCUUCCUCUCCCGAGAAAGACCUACCGUACUUGUUUUUUGUUUUUGUUUUUGUUUCCCUGCACGUGAAGGGCGAGUUCCACGUGCUGAUCGAAUAAAGUCAGGUUUUAAGAUUUCUCCACCACUACCUGUUGAGCUCGGAAGUUUUCUAAUUAACUGGCAGAGAAAACUGAAGCCAAUCAAGAACCCUUAGACAGGAAUGCCAGUUCAGUCAGAGAUCCAGAAAUUCCAGUGCCAAUUAAGUGGAAAGACGGACCCUCAUUCUAUCUGCUUGGGAAACAGUCCUUAUUAAUAGGAACACUGACAGAACCUGAAGUUUGGAGUUGUACUAAUGGCUUUCAACCUGUGUUGGAAAGCUCCCAGGAGCCAAUGGCGUUUCCUGCAGGCUGUGAACAGUGGGUCUCCCCUGUCUCUCUGGAGGACAAUGGGGAGCUGUUUGGAUCCUAAGAUAAAAGCCUAUCUGGAAGAGAACACUGAAGUCACCAGCAGUGGCAGCCUUACCCCUGAAAUCCAGUUACGGCUUUUAACCCCCAGGUGCAAGUUUUGGUGGGAAAGGGCUGACCUGUGGCCCUAUAGUGAUCCCUACUGGGCUAUCUACUGGCCAGGAGGCCAGGCUCUGUCUAGGUAUCUUUUGGAUAACCCUGAUGUCGUUAGAGGAAAAUCUGUCUUAGAUCUUGGGAGUGGAUGUGGAGCUACAGCCAUUGCUGCUAAGAUGAGUGGAGCAUCAAUGAUCUUGGCUAACGACAUUGACCCCAUUGCAGGAAUGGCGAUUACACUAAAUUGCAAAUUAAAUGGACUGAAUCCUUUUCCUGUUUUAACUAAAAACAUUUUGAAUACCCAACAAGAUUCUCAGAUAGAUCCCUGAUCUGGGAUGUCCAGAACCCCUCUGUUGCUAAACACCAUUAUCCUGUUGUCAUCCAAUUAUUGGACUCUACCAGGUACAUAACCCAAGCUCAAUAAAUACCCUCUCUCUGUCCAGAGACUCGGGAGACUUAAGCCUAUUAUUUCUGACCUCUUGAGAAAACAAUCCUUCACCCUACCUCUUCCCCCUUUAACACCAUACAGGUUAAGAAGCCUAAUGGUAACUAUCACCUGGUUCAAGACCUCAGGCACAGUAAUUCUGCAGUGGUUCCUUUCCUGUUGUGGCUAACCCUUACACAUGUCUUCCUACUAUCCGCUCAGGGACUUCCAAUUUCUCAGUCCUAGAUCUCAAAGAUACAUUUUUCUCUUUCCCUCUAGAUGCCCAGUCACAAAUCAUAUUUGCCUUUACCUGGACAGAUCCUGAUGCCUACUUUUCUACCCAACUUACCUGGACUGUUCUACCUCAGGGGUUCUGGGAUAGCCAUACUUAUUGGGUCAGACCCUGGCUUCUGACUUACUAUCUCUGUCUCUCCCUAAAUCUAAGGUUAUACUUUACAUAGACAAUGUCCUUCUCUGUAGCCUCUCUCUAGAAAUUAGUCAAGCUGACACCUCUGUUCUUCUAAAUUUCCUCUUCAGUCAAGGCUAUAGGGUCUCACCUUCUAAAGUCCAAGUGUCCACCCCUCAGGUCACCUAUUUGAGACUAACAAUUACCCCAAUCCACAAAGCUAUUACCUUAGAUAGAAAGAAUCUGAUUCAGUCUGUAACUGUUCCUUCUAUAAAGGAAGAAACUUUAUCAUUCUUAGGAAUAGCUAGUUUUUUACAUUCAUGGGUUCCUUCCUCGGCGCUUAUAUGAAGCAACAUUAGGCUCCAUCCACAAACCUCUUCUCAAACCUAUUACCAAGUCUUUUCAAAAGCUCCAACAGGCUUUCCUUAAGGCCCCAGCUUUACAUCUCCCUGACCUGAUUCAUCCUUUUUCCUUCUAUGUAACUAAAAAAGAGGGAUUUGCCUUUGGAGUCUUAGGUCAUCAACUGGGGCCCUCUUUUGCACCUGUAGAAUACUUGUCAAAAAAAACUAGAUCUAACCAUCCAGGGAUGAAUACCUUGUAUCUGUACCUUAGCAGCCGCUGAACUCCUUAUUCGAGAGUCAAAAAACCCCCUAACCUUUGGGUCACCUAUAACUGUCUUCUCUUCUCAUAACUUGUCACAGCUCCUAACUUAUAAAGGCUUACAGACUCUUACCUCACUCUAGGGUUCUUUCUCUUCAGGUUGCUCUAAUAGAAGAUUCCACAUUCACAGUCCAAUCAUUCCUGACUCUUGAUAUUUGCAAUCUUCUUCCUCGACCUAAUACUGACCACUCCCUAUCUCACUCCUGCACUAAAACUUUAGAGGAACUACCUCAUCCUUCACAUAUACAGGAGGGCACACUGCCUCAGGCCAUCUAUACCUGGUAUACAGAUGGCAGCUCCUUUUUACAUGAAAGGGCUAGAAAGGCUGGUUAUGCCAUAAUGUCAGACACCAAGGUGAUGGAGGCACAGGCCCUUCAUACUCACACCACUAAUCAACAGACUGAACUACUAGCCCUUACCCAUGCCUUUCAACUAGCACAGGGAAAAUCUCUCAGCAUCUACACAGCUUCCAAAUAUACUUUUCAUAUCCUCCUGUUCCAGGCUGCUAUCUGGAAGGAGUGCUGGUUACUUAAAAGGAGGAUCAGUAACUAAUGCAAACCAAAUUAUGGCCAUGCUAAAAGCCUCCCAUCUUUCCACAGCCACUGGGAUUGUCCAGUGUAGAUCCUACCAGAUGAAUGACUCUAUUGUCUCCAAGGGAAACAACCAAGCUGAUGAGGCUGCUAGAGCUGCGGCCCUUAGAGGCCUAGACUUGUCUCAUCCUCCCCAGGACAUUCUUAUACUGCAACCUACAUCUCUACCUUCUUCACCUCCUGACACCUGCCAAAUUCUGUCCUAUCUUUACCAACUCUUUCAUCCUAACUGCCAAGCAUUGUCUUCUUUUGUUAAGACCCAUGUAAAGCCUACUCCUGAGGACUUAAGCUUCUUAAAAUCUAUCACUGCUUCUACAAAAAUCUGUCAGUUGUCUGACUCCAACUCAAGGGAUCAGAGCACCCCUUUUCCUACCCAUCAGGCUAGAGGUUCCCUUCCUGGAACUGACUGGCAACUUGACUUUACCCACAUGCCAACUGUCAGACAUGCCAAGUGCCUCUUGGUCUUGGUGGAUACCGUCUUAGGGUGGGUAGAGGCAUUUUCUACAAGUAACAAAAGGGUUUAGACAGUCUCUGAUCUCCUCCUCCAAGAGAUCAUCCCCCCAUUUGGUAUC